Messenger RNA from Gadus chalcogrammus (walleye pollock), 4107 nucleotides. RefSeq names its product trichohyalin-like. The record is from RefSeq and is a predicted model, not a curated record. Gene Ontology annotation, biological process: actin filament organization. The transcript is spliced from 8 exons. Gene Ontology annotation, cellular component: actin cytoskeleton. Gene Ontology annotation, molecular function: actin filament binding. Lineage: Eukaryota; Metazoa; Chordata; Actinopteri; Gadiformes; Gadidae. The annotation marks the transcript as partial.
GGGGAGGCGGGGCAGGGAGGGCCGCAGGUGGAGCCCUCGGCCCCCGUCAGCUACGCCCGUGGCACCCCACAAGAGAAGGAGAAACCGACGACUGAGACGAAAACUGGACAGCUUCUGGAAGAGCUGGACCAAACCCAGCGGGAGCUGACCCGUCUGCAGCAGCUGAACAAGAACCUGCAGGAUCAGCUGGAGCGAGAGAGGCAGUACCUCCUAGCAGGGGAGGUUCAGAACGGAGCUUCAAGUUCACCGUCGCAAGCGACUGCUUUCCACCGGCUGCAGAGGAUUAACCACGACCUCGGCCACGAGCUGGCGGAUCACAGGCCGAGCCAAGAGGAGGGCAAAGAGGCGGAGCUCCGCAGGAGGGUGGAGCUGUGGGCGCAGCAGUCCCAGCUGCAGCUCACCGGCGCCGCCGCCGCUCCCGCGUGCGUCCAGCUGGGGAAGGACCGCCGGCCCUCUCAGGACCGACAGCACCCUCAGGACCGACAGCACCCUCAGGAACAGCAGCACCCUCAAGACCGCAGAGAAGAGUGGGAGCGUCAGAUCACAUCUCUGCAGUCCCAGCUGCAGCAGAGUGAAGACCAGAGGAGGGAGGCGGAGAGGUCCCUGCUGAAGCUGCAGCAGGAGGCGCAGCAGGAGGCGCAGCAGGAGGCGCAGCAGGAGGCGCAGCAGGAGGCGCAGCAGGAGGCGCAGGGCCACCAGGCCGUCCAGGCGGAGGCCGACCGACUGAGGGAGCGGCUCCGCGAGGCGACGCUUCGCCUGCGCUCCAACGAGGAGGCACAGGCCCAGAAGGAGCUCCGCCUGCAGAAGCACCUGGUGCUCCUGCAGGAGAGUCAGGACCGGGAGCGCAGGAGGCUGGCCUCAGGCCUGGACCAGGCAGAGCGCCUCUCCCUGGACCUCCAGGAGAAACUGGCCAGAGCAGAGCAGCAGGUGCAGAGUCUGAGUAAAGGCCCCUCCUGGACCAGGGACAUCCAAGAGGCUCAACAGCAGCUCCAGGAGGAGCUGGCGUGCACGGUGGCUGCCGUACAGACACUACAGGACGAAAGAGAGCAGCUCAGAUGCCACUGCCAAGAGCUGGAGAACCAGCUGGGGGAGGUGGACGCAGAGGUGGACAGGUUGCAGAAGCGCCUGAAGACAGAGGAGACAGACUACUACAACCUAGAGCACUCCUUUGAGCGGGUGAGCGAGGACCUGCAGCUGGCCCGAGGGAAGGUGGAGGAGCGGGAGGGAGAGCUGCAGGACAUACGAGAAGGUUACGAGAGGCUUCUGGACCGCAAGGAGCAGGAGCUCAGUGAGGUCUUAUUGAAGAUGGAGGUUCUGGGGAACAGUCUGGAAGAGACCGAAGUUAAACUCAGCGAGGUGCUGAAGGUAAGCUCAUGUGCUUCUCCUGAGCAGGACCAGUCUGUGAUAUCGGUGAAGUAUGACCAAAGGCAGAAGGAUGAAGCCCCUCUCGAUAUGAGCAACGGCCUUCCUAAGGUUCGGUCCAACAGCCUGACGUCCACCGGUCUAACCGGCAUAGAGGUCAACCAGCAGAACAUCGAUCCACCCGAUGAAGAACACGCCAGAAACCGGUCUCGUUCGAUCGACCCCUCGUUCCAGUACUUUGUCACAAACGAAGAGGACCAGGACAGGUUCAUGGCUGUGAUCCAGGUCCUUGAGACCAAGCUCUAUGUCACGGAGGAGAAGCUCAGGAACAUUACCCAAAGACUGGAGGACCACCAGAGUCACGUGACGUGCCAGGACCCUCACCUCUGCUCUCAGCUCACUCAGAGCAAAGCCACCGCGCAGCACCUGAGCCUACUGCUCCACAAACAGGCCAAGCAGAACCAGCGCUUCGCCCAGCAGACGGAGCGCCGCUCCAGGCUACUGGUCCACACCUUCAGGGCUGCGCUGGCGGCGGUGGAGGCAGCGAGGCAGACACUGUUCGCUCUGCAUCACAAUCUCAAAGACGGCCACAACAGAAUCGACGCCACAGAGCUGGAGAAACAACUCGCCACCGUGGUGGCCUGCCUCCAGCAGGGGGAGCAGAACGCAGAAGAACAACAGCAGGAGUCGUACUACUCCAUCAGAGAGGAGAGUAGGAUCAACAGGAAUGAGAUAUCCACGGGGGAUGAGAUGGUCAUCCUCAGUGACACUGCUUCGGACGUCCUGGAAGGGAGCGCUGGCAGACUGUGGGUGAACGAGGCACUACUGGUAGAAAAGAUGAUUCUUGCCCUACAGAAGAGAGAAGGCAUGGCCCUCUUACAACUGGAGCCAAGUACCCACGUUGGAGAUGUUGUGCAAAGGUUAAAACGCUUGACAUCUCAGAGAAUAGAUUUAAAGAAGGAACGCAACAGCAGCGAGUCUCUGAACUGUGCCAUUGGCAGAGUGUGUGCUGAGGCAGAGGUUAUAUACACAGCUUUUAAAUUGCAGGGGAAUUAUGGAACUUGCAGGCAGGCCCAGGAACAGUGUCCUGAUCCAACCUUAUUAACUAAAACGAGCUUGGCAGAUGUUUGGCCGCCAGAGUUUGCUGCUCAUGAGGAGCCGGGAGAUCCAGAAGACGGAGGCAGAGAAGAGGCUAGCGAGUCCAUCAACAAGGACAAAGAACAACAAGUGGAAGCUAUACUCGUAUCCCAGCUCCAAAGAAGGGCUCAAACCUUACGGGAACUCUGCAAAGAGCUCUGCGAUAUCGAAGCAGGCAGUGAGAGCAGUGUCGACCAAAACGUGGACACUCCUUCCACUGCAGACUCUAAAUGGGUACGGGAACAGGUCAUCUUGAUCUACCUUUAUGAGCGACUCUACUUGGAUUUCAAUCUAGAAACGCUGCAACGCAAGGAGGAGCACGACCGACGGCGAGCACUGAGCCAAGAGCAGGAAGCGGUUCUUCUUGAGGAGCAGAAACAAUGCAGCCGGGACCUGGAGCAGCUCCGACAGGAGAAGACUGUCCUCAGAACACAGCUGGAGGAACUCGAACAGAAGAGAACGGUCGCAGAGGCCGGCAACCACCAGCUUCUGGAGAACAUCCAGACCAUCGAGAACGACCACAAGGAAAGGAUCAUCAAACUGGAGAAGCAGUUCCAAGAAAAGAUCAGGGAGCUGCAGCGCAUCCACGAAGAAGAGAUGAAGCACUUGGUGGUCUACUUUUCCAAAUCCGCCUCCGUUUCUGACUCCAGCACCUCACCAUUGGACACGAGCAAACCCAACGCAGGCGUGGAGACCGUCGGACCAGAGGAACCUUCCUCCAGGCCAGAGGGGCAGCAGGCGGAGCUGGAGACGGAGGGCCAGACCGCAGGAGCGGAGCUGGGAGGCCAGACGGGCAACAGCGACGACACCUCGACCAUGAGGAAGGCGUACCAGGCAGACUUUGAAAAACUGAAGGCCUCUUGUGACCAGGGUAUCAGCGCCAUGGAGGAGAUGUACCGGCGACUGGUGGAGGACCUGAGGCAGCAGCACACCAGGGAGGUGGCGGAGCUCCUCAAGGAGAAGGAGGAGCUGCUGGAGGAGGAGACGGCCGCCACCAUGGCAGCGAUCGUGGCGAUGAAGAGGACGCACCAGGAGGAGCUGAGGAGGAGCCGGCAGUCCCAGCAGCUGCUGGAGAGCGGGGACCUCGCCCGGCUGCACGCAGAACACCAGAAGGAGCUCCAGGCUCUGCGCGAGGAGCUGGAGGUCCUGUCGCUGCAGCACGCCCACCGAUGCGUGGAGAACGCCGAGAUGGUCCAGGAGCUCCAGAGGGAGAGGCGGGCCGGGGCCCGGAGGGAGAGCCAGGGGCCGGGGAACCAGGAGGAGAGCCAGGGGCCGGGGAACCAGGAGGAGAGCCAGGGGCCGGGGGACCAGGAGGAGAGCCGGGGGCCGGGGAACCAGGAGGAGAGCCAGGGGCCAAGGAACCAGGAGGAGGGCCAGGGGCCGGGGGACCAGAAGGAGAGCCGGGGGCCGGGGAACCAGGAGGAGGGCCAGGGGCCGGGGAACCAGGAGGAGAGCCGGGGGCCGGGGAACCAGGAGCUCCAGGAGGCGGAGCUACAGCGACUCAGACAAGAGGCUCAGAGGCUGAGAGAGGAGCUGAAGACAGCACUAACGAGCCUGAAGGAGGGCCUCUCCGUCCAGGACAAGAGGAAGCUGUUUGAGUCAUUGUGA